Molecule: messenger RNA, 2328 nt
Organism: Thlaspi arvense
Lineage: Eukaryota; Viridiplantae; Streptophyta; Magnoliopsida; Brassicales; Brassicaceae
Source: the annotation of a GenBank genome assembly
UGGGUUGAGGACGAACUUGCUCGUUCAAUUUCUUUAGGGUUUCGUUCUUUUUUGAGCUUCAAUUCGAUUGAUUUCGUUACCUUUGGUUACUUCUUCAUCGAGUUUCCUAGUGAUAUAAAGUUUGGUAAUGCUUUGAUGAUGUUUCAUGGUCAAGGGUUUUCGAGAAACCGUUGUAAUAUAGUGGCAGUCAUUUGUGGAGAGCUUAGCGAUAACCAGAAAGCUGAAGCUCAUCAACCCAAAUACCCUUUUCCGGAUCUCUCUUCUUCAGGGCGACUCAAGGUACUGAAUAAUCCUACUACUGAGGAGUUCCAGGUUGCUAUUAACUCCUCAGCACCGGAUAUUGUGUACUUGCAAGGGGAGCAGAGUGGAGAUAGUGAUGAAGUUGGUCCCUUAGUGUUGGGAUAUGCUGAUAUUUCUACUCCUGAUGCCUUGGUUACUCUGUUUGGCUCCACAUUACCGACAACGGUUUACCUUGAGCUUCCGAAUGGUGAAGAAUUAGCUCAAGUACUUUACUCUAAGGGUGUUCAGUAUGUAAUUUAUUGGAAAAGUGUGUUCUCAAAAUACGUAGCCUGCCAAUUCCGCCAUGCUUUGUUUUCGAUCAUACAAAGUUCGUGCAGCGAUACAUGGGAUGCGUUCCAGGUUGCAGAAGCGUCUUUCCGACUCUACUGUACGAGUAACAACGCCGUACUUCCUUCUGACAGCAAACGUAAAAUGAAUUAUGAGAUGGGACCCUACUUGCUUGGAGACCCUCCAAAGAUUGAUGUGGUUUCACCGGGAGCCGAUGAACUAGAAGAGGAAAAUUCAUUAGAGAGCCUCCCGUCAAUAAAGAUAUAUGAUGAAGAUGUAACCGUAAGGUUUCUUUUGUGUGGACCACCAUGCACACUGGAUACAUUUUUACUUGGAUCUUUGGUCGAUGGACUCAAUGCUCUCUUGAGAAUAGAAAUGCGAGGAAGUAAGCUACAUAACCGUUCUAGUGCUCCAGCACCUCCUCUUCAAGCAGGAACAUUUACUCGCGGUGUAGUGACCAUGCGUUGUGAUAUCUCAACAUGUUCUUCUGCUCACAUAUCAAUGCUGCUUUUGGAGACUCACAUAAAACAUGAGGUGGUUGAGAAGAUCCAAUUAGUCCAUUCAGUGGUGAACUCAAAAGAAACAAACCGGGUUUUCUCUGAGCCUCGGAGAUCUGCCUCCAUAGCUUGUGGGGCAAGUGUGUGUGAAGUUUCAAUGCAAGUUCCAGCAUGGGCUCUUCAGGUUUUAAAACAGCUGGCGCCGGAUGUGUCAUACCGCAGUUUGGUUGUCCUUGGAGUAGCCUGCAUUCAAGGGUUGUCUGUUACUUCCUUUGAGAAAGAUGAUGCAGAACGUUUACUUUUCUUCUGCGGCCGACGGAUCAAUGAUAAUACUUCAAACCAUGAUGCUCUUCUAACCAAAAUCCCUCACUGGUUAACGCCUCCCUUGCCAACCAGAAAAAGAUCCGAGCCAUGCAGAGAAAUUAAGGAAUUCGAAAACGGAGGACCUACAUCAAGGAAAAUCAACGUGGCUGCUCUGAGACCAAUACCUCACACUCGUAGACAUAAGAUGGUACCUUUCUCUGGUUACUCUGAAAUUGGAAGAUUUGAUGGUGACCACGCCAAAGGAAGCUUGCCUAUGCCUCCAAAGCAUGGUGCAUCAGGUGGCACUCCGGUAACUCACCGUAAAGCUUUCUCUGGUUCCUACCAGAGGAAGCAAAUCAUCUCACUAAACCCUCUGCCUCUCAAGAAACAUGACUGUGGAAGAGCGCAUAUUCAGACUUGUUCGGAGGAGGAAUUUCUGAGGGAUGUGAUGCAGUUUCUGAUAAUACGAGGGCAUAGCCGGCUUGUUCCUCCAGGGGGACUAGCAGAGUUUCCGGACGCUGUUCUCAACUCAAAACGGCUUGAUCUAUUCAACUUGUACCGAGAGGUUGUAUCACGAGGAGGUUUCCACGUAGGGAAUGGGAUAAACUGGAAAGGACAAGUUUUCUCAAAGAUGCGGAACCACACACUCACAAACCGAAUGACUGGAGUGGGCAAUACGCUGAAAAGACACUAUGAGACGUAUCUACUUGAGUAUGAGUAUGCUCAUGAUGAUGUAGAUGGAGAGUGUUGCUUAAUAUGUCGCAGUAGCACGGCGGGUGACUGGGUGAACUGUGGGUCGUGUGGAGAGUGGGCUCAUUUCGGAUGUGACCGAAGGCCCGGCCUUGGCGCCUUCAAGGAUUAUGCAAAAACGGAUGGGUUGGAAUAUGUGUGCCCAAACUGUAGCGUCUCUAACUACAGGAAGAAGUCUCAGAAGACCUCUAAUGGCUUGCUUGCCCCUUAG